AGAAUAAAGAACAACAACUAUUUAGUGUGUUAUAACCAAGAAUUUAGUGUACUAAAUCCUAAUUGCGAUAAAUACAAAUAGUACUUUUCACGUUACCGAGAAGAAGAAAAAAAAAUUAAAAAUCAAUGAAAAAAAGGCUGUUUCAAAGCAAAAAGUAGCGUUUUCAUCAUAUGCAAGAGAAAAAUUUAAAAGUAGAUGCUGUCUGUAUAGUGUAUGAUAAUGCAGGUGUGUAAUAUAAGCCUGGCAGUGUCGGCUGGGUAUUACAUUCUCCUAGGACUGUGGUGGCAUGUACAGAUCACUAAGAAGUACUGGAGCAGCAAACAUAAGAAAACAGAGUUCACAUCAUCUGUAACCUUCCAGUGCUGUGCAAGAUGUAGAAGUGUCCCAGUAGAAGGCUUAUUUAAGUUCCUCUCGAGCGUCAGUAUUUGUGUCAUCAGUGUUUAUCAAAUUAAUAGUGCUCAGAACAGCUCGGAGAAGAAUGAAGCCAUAGGCCAGCUCACAGUGUUCAGUUUGUUUGCUCUGUCUUCAGUCUGUGAUAUCAUAUCAGAUUGUUGUCAACGCAUCAUUUUCCCAGGCCUCGACUAUCUGGUCCUAGUCAUUUGCUUCAACGUUCAGUCAGUGGUGCUCUCCUAUCAUUCAGUCGCAUCAUAUUCUUGGAUGUCAGUCGCCGAUACUUGUGCAAUGUAUGCUGCAACAUUUGCCGCAGUAGCGUUACUUUUAGAGUUUAAAUAUUCUCAUUAUAUCUGGUUCCCGUUGAUUCGUUCAUUCUGUACAGUGGUGCUAGGAACCUGGUUUGCUCACAUGUGCGUUGUUCUGUUGAAACAGAGUGUACAAUCAGAGGACUCGAUCCCGACUUCUACAGAGAAUAGCACUAUCACCAUAGCGCAAGGUGUUCAUUCGUCUAACUUUACUUUUGAUGGGCAGAAAGUUGAAAAUUUAUCGUUAGUGCCAAUGUAUUUUUCUUGGCACUGUCUGUUUAACAUGAAUCUCCUGACAAUUUUGUGGGUAGUGGUAUAUAAACUGGCCAGUAAGAAUUGCUGUGUGUGUAUGCCGGACGAGGAACGAAUAAAUCAUUUUGAGAAUCGUGUACAUUUUGAUUACCACAUGAUCACACGUAUGACAGAUUCUGACUAUGAGGAAUGAUUGAUGAGCAUGUAUGAUCAUACUGUAGUAAGAUUUCAAUUAAGGAAUGAUUUACGAACACAAAUGAUCAUCCGAAUUAAGAUUUGAUUUACUAGCAUGUAUGAUCAUGCAGAAAGAAGAUUUCAAUUAAGGAUGUAUAAUAAUAGUUAAAGGAGCUUUUAAUUAAGGAAUGAUUUACAAGCAUUUACCCUGAAUUCCCGAAAAUAAGCCGGUCUCCAAAAUAAGCCACCAUUUCACUACAUGCAAAAAGGACUCAUAAAUAAGCCGCACUCAAAAAUAAGCCUUCCAGUUUUUAGCUCAUCUGAUUUUUUGAAAAAAAAUUAUGAGUUAUUGUCAUCACUUGAGCGGUUGUCGGCGUCGGCGUUGCCUGGUUAAGUUUUAUGUUUAGGUCAGCUUUUCUCCUAAACUAUCAAAGCUAUUGCUUUGAAACUUGGAAUACUUGUUCACCAUCAUAAGCUGACCCUGUAUAGCAAGAAACAUAACUCCAUCUUGCUUUUUGCAAGAUUUAUGGCCCCUUUUGUACUUAGAAAAUAUCAGAUUUCUUGGUUAAGUUUUAUGUUAAGGUCAACUUUUCUCCUAAACUAUCAAAGCUAUUGCUUUGAAACUUGGAAUACUUGUUCACCAUCAUAAGCAGACCCUGUACAUCAAGAACCAUAACUCCAUCUUGCUUUUUGCAAGAAUUAUUGCCCCUUUUGGACUUAGAAAGUCAGUUUUCUUGGUUAAGUUUUAUGUUUAGGUCAGCUUUUAUCCUAAACUAUCAAAGUUGUUGCUUUAAAACUUGCAACACUUGUUCACCAUCAUAAGCUGACCCUGUACAGCAAGAAACAUAACUCAAUCCUGCUUUUUGCAAGAUUUAUGGCCCCUUUUGGACUUAGAAAAUAUCAGAUUUCUAGGUUAAGUUUUAUGUUUAGGUCAACUUUUUCUCUUAAACUAUCAAAGCUAUUGCUUUGAAACUUGCAACACUUGUUCACCAUCAUAAGCUGACCCUGUAUAGCAAGCAACAUAACUCCAUCCUGCUUUUUGCAAUAAUUAUUGCCCCUUUUGGACUUAGAAAAUCAUUUUCUUGGUUGAGUAUUAUGUUUAAGUCGACUUUUCUCAUAAACUAUCAAAGCUAUUGCUUUAAAACUUGCAACAGUUUUUCACCAUCAUAAGUGGACACUGUACAUCAAGAAACAUAAUUCUAUCCUGCUUUUUGCAAGAAUGAUGGCCCUUUUUAGACUUAGAAAAUCGUGGUUAGGACAAUAUUUCUAUUACACAAAAAAAAUCAGAUGAGCGUCAGCACCCGCAAGGCGGUGCUCUUGUUUUAUCAGUAAUAGUAUCAAUGACUUUGUUAGGACAUCAUAUAUAAUAGCAAAAGUUACCAACGUGUACAUAGCAGAUUUAUUUCUACAUGUAAUAGCAAUAAAACAUACUUUGGAAUAAAAGCACUAAUUUUUUAAAACCCUGGACAAAAUUAAAACCUUAAAAACAAAAAAAUACCUGUCUCAAACACUUCUUGUCAUGUCAGUUCUACUAAUUAACAUGACAGGUCUUUAUAACACAAUGCAGUGUUUAUCACGUAUUGUGUAAGUUAUUCUUACCCGUUGGUCGAUUAAAUCAAAGGUGUAUUUUGUUUGUUAGGCCAGACAAAACUAUUUAAUGGGUAAUUAUCUGUUAGCAUCGGGGUAUUUUCAUUAAGAAAUUGUAACAAAUUGUAACAAAACUGGUACGUCAGAAGUAUAAGUAAUACCGACGUCAGUGUUUUUACUACAAAGCAAAAUAUAUGAUAUCCAUAUCUUCAGUAUAUUGGUACUCGAAACUACGCUGCUUUUUAAACUCUUACUGAAUAUAUGUACUCAAAAGUUUGCCGGACUCAAAAAUAAGUCGGUCUGGAUAAUCAUGAUAAUAAGCCACCAAAUCCUUACUAAAAUUUAAAAUAAGCCGUGGCUUAUUUUCGGGAUUUCAGGGUAUUAUGAUCAUACUGAAGUAAGAUUUCAAUUAAGGAAUGAUUUACUGGUACAAGCAUGUAUAAUCAUACUGAAAGGUUGUUUCAAUUAAGGAAUGAUUUACCAGCAUGUAUAAUCGUACUAAACUCAGAUUUCAAUUAAGGAAUGAUUUAAGAGCAGUUUAACAUCUUUGUCAUUUUGAUGUAAGAUACAUUAGAUGUAUUUAGUGUGUGGAAAGUCAAAGACCUUCACACGUACUUUUGCAUUUCUUUGUUUUCUGUUAAAGAAAUUUGCUUUGUUUUCAUUUAUUUAUUAAAUUUUGUCAUAGAGGGACAUUAUUUACUAAUAAGAUUAUUUUGUACAUUACCCACAAUUGUUGGAACAGCGCAUCUCAUUGGCAUUAUCAUGUUGUAUAUUUUCAUCGAAGGAAAGAGGAUAUGACUGUAUAUAUUGCAUGUUAAAUAGUAAAUUCUAACACUUUUAAGAUUUUCUUUUAUACAAACCAAGAAGGAUUUUACCGUGUAUUGUCUUGUCGAUAAGAACACGUUUUGCAAAAUGACCUACUUUUGGCUGUUUACUCCCUCAUAUUUAAAACUGCAUUUUAUUUCUGAUUAGUAUCUCUUCCUAGUGUAAUUUGAAUGUGUUAGAAUGAAAAUAGAUUUUAGUUUUGCUUGCUUUGUUGGCAAAUAAAACAAGUUUUUUCAUUCAGAUGCAUCGUAAUUAAUCACUCAGGCCUUUGUGAUUAGAUUACUAUGCAUCUGAACUCAAAACCGUGUUUUAUUUGCCAACAAAGCACGCAAAACAAAAAUCUAUUUCCUAAAGAACAUACUAGUAGCAUGCCAUUGUGAGUUUUAUUCACACAGUAUGUAUUGAGAAUAUAUUUUCAGCAUUUUUCAGAUUAUUUUUAUGAACAAAUAUUUUUUUAAUUUACACAUUGAUGAAAUGUUAUGCUUAAAAUAUGAUAUUUGAUACUCAUUUUUCUGUAACUAAAUUCACUUAGAAAUACACAUGUUUCUUUGAGUAGAACAUAAUUAUUAUUAUAGAAAUCUGUAGAAGCGAAAAAAUGGUUGUUUGUUUUAAACUUACCAUUCACAGAUUAAGAAUGAGGAAAUGUUUUGGGUCAGUGAAUUUUUUUUGGUAAUAUACGUUUUACUAUAAAAACUAUAAUAAGUUGCUUUAGCUAAAGACAAACAGCAUUGUGUUGCAACAUGGACAAGUGUAUAUUUUCUAAUAGCAUACAUGUAUAUAUUUUUUAGCUCACCUGAACUUUGUUCAGAAUGAGCCAUUUGUAUAAGUGGAUUAUCUGGCAUACGUUGAUUUGCAUCAGUAUUUGAGCCAUGUCAUGAGAAAACCAACAUAGUGGCUUUGCGACCAUCAUGGAUCCAGACCAGCCUGUGCAUCCGCGCAGUCUGGUCAGGAUCCAUGAUGGUCGCUAACAGUUUCUCUAAUUGCAAUAGGCUCUGAAAGCGAACAGCAUGGA
Molecule: messenger RNA, 4548 nt
Organism: Mercenaria mercenaria
Lineage: Eukaryota; Metazoa; Mollusca; Bivalvia; Venerida; Veneridae
Exons: 3
Coding region: 214-1143 (309 amino acids)
Source: RefSeq, a predicted model, not a curated record